Molecule: messenger RNA, 3753 nt
Organism: Stylophora pistillata
Lineage: Eukaryota; Metazoa; Cnidaria; Anthozoa; Scleractinia; Pocilloporidae
Source: RefSeq, a predicted model, not a curated record
UUUCGGAGUUGACAUUCCCGAGAAAAAUAGAUAUGUUAUCUUUCCUGAGGCAAGAAAACUAACAGAAUUUUUCUUGCUUGUGUACAAGCAUGAAAUGGUUUUGUUCUGCCGACGGGUUUCGUGCAACGUUAUGUCUUAUUUGUUUGUUGGCUUUUAAUGGGAGCGUUAAACCAAAACCAUUACCUGAAGGUGGAGGAACAGUGACUCAAACUGGUGAGCCGUCACAUUUUCAAGUUGAUGACAAAGCCGCUGAAAUUGAAGUCAAUGCCAACCCUGCUGGAGUAAAAGUCAACGCUAAGCCAGCCUCUCUUCAAGUUGUAGCAAAGCCGGGUGUCCCAGCUGUACCAAUAUUUCAUCCAGCGAUACAUCUUGCCCAACACUAUGCGCCUCCACCAGUUAUUCAUCACAGUGCGGCCAUGUUUUAUCAUGACGGAUUUCACUAUCCCUUCGGUCACGACUGGUUUUACAAUGGAAUAAAACGACAUAAGUUUCCUAGACCACGGAAAGAUCAAAUACAAGUUCGAACGCACAAGUCUGAUAUUCCUCGGUCAAAACAUCACAAGAAGGCCUCUCAAUCUCACAAGAGACAAUUUAUCUCUGCGGUUCCGCAGUUUGCGCAACCAUCAUCCCUCGCUGCCUUUAGAGGUCUCGGUGCGCUCGGAACUUACGGAUAUGGAGCCUCACCUCAGUACGGUUCUCUUGUCGGUGCACCACUGGGAGUUUACGGCUUACGUCAAAAUCCUCAAACAGGAUUACUUUCCUCAUCUCCCCAACUCACUCCUCAGCAAGGUCUACAAGAGUCGGGGAUGUCAAGAGGUCUUUUGCCCUCGGAAAGUACUUCAACAGGCACAGAUACAACUGACAUACUGCGGAGAUAUCAGAGGCUUUACGGUGAACUUAAUGCCCUUGCUAACAUGUACAACUCGCUUGUAAGGCAAAGAAGUUUGCAUUCCCUAACAGACAUGGGAUAUGCUGGGGGAAUGGGCGUUGGAGGCGCUCUCCGCAUGAAUACGGAUGGUAGUGACCCUCGGCUCGGACAAUUAGGUUUGGGAGCUCCGCGAGGCCCAGUGAUGGGUUACACAAGAACUUACAUCCCCUCCCCACUGGUGAAGCUUUAUGGCACUCAGGCGUCACUUCCCCAGACCAAUAGCUUUCUUGGUGUACCUGGGGCGUCGUUAGUUGGGCAACCACCCAUGGCCCGAUAUCUCGACCUUUCUUCUCUGCUGCAGGGCUCACCUGCAAUGGUGAGCAGAUCCAAGGUCCCUGCAGCCCCAGAUAAAAAAGACAAGAAACAUGAUCAUCAGGAUGACACAAUGAAAAAAGCAAAAGUGAAACGACAAGCGCUAGUUGAACCGAUUUUAACCACCGAGGAUCCCGACAGCAUGGACGAUUUAUUCCAAGGUGACUAUGACCAGGACUACAAGCGGCAGAUGAUAUUAACGCCUGCCCUGGAGACGCUACAGCAACUUCAGCCACUGCAACCAUUAUAUACUCGACAGGCCAUACAGCCACAAUCGUUACAGCUACGUCAACUACAGCUUCAGCCACAGAUACUACCUGAGCAACCGUUAACCCGUCAGUCGCUUGCUUUGCAGGGCACCGGUAUGCAACCAACGGGUAUGCAGCAGCAGAUUGGAAUACCAGGGACUCAGCAGCUUGGUCUCCUUCCCUUGACCUCCACACCACUGCGCUACAUGACGCCAUCUUUGGUGACACCACUUGAAUCAAUGGGUUCCAGCUUUGAUGGAAGAUCAUCAGCAGCUGGAGCAGCUUUACCGCAAUCGUUCGCCUCUCAGAGUUUAGUGUCACCGUUAAUUUCGGGUACGUUCACCCGUCCUAGAAGUGAUUACGGCUCUUUGCAAGAUCUUUCAUCCAGUAGUCUCUUUCAAGACAGGUCACAAUUUCGCCGUCCCUUGAGACUUGGUUUCCCAGGCAAUCCAAGACGUCUCUUCCACAGACCUCAAUACCGAAGGCGAUUACAUAACUUUAGAGAGGAAGAAAACUUGGAUGGAAUGCAACCAGAAGUGUUAGGUCGUGAGAGAAUCUCGCAAGAGGGAUCAUAUUCCACUGAAGUAGUCCCAAGUUCUCAAGGAGAGACACUCAUAAACUCGCCAGUGGGGUUCGGACCAAUCACGGUGGAGGCUAAGACAGCAGAAGGGGCACGGAGAGCUGCGAUGGCUGGAGAAGAUAAGAGACAUCGCAUCCACAGACCAGUUGAAAGAACGUCUAAGGGCAAGAGGAACCAUCAGUAAGACCUUUCAAAAAGAGCGCGCAGGAAAGUUCCUCAAUUUCGUACCUGUCAAAAGUCAGAUUAGAAAUCAACACAAUCAAAUCAAAAUUGGCGACGAUUGAAAAUGUCUAGAAAACUCUUCCAAACAAAGGGACAAUUAAUUUAUUUUCAACAAAAUAGGAUUCGUUUCGUAGAGCGAAGAGUAAUUUGUAAAUACGCUUGGUAAAACCGUAACAUUAUGAUGCAGCUACAGCUGCAGACCCUUAACAGGGAUAGGAUAUGCAUGGGUGCAUAUAAACAAAAUUUCAAUCAUCUAGGUCCGGCUGAUCAAAAGGUGGGUGAUGCCAUCAAUCAGAUAACACUCUAGCCACUAAACAUCUCCUUUUGCUUUGUGAACACUAAUAAACUAAAUGGCGCUAUUUUCCGGUGGAAACGCAUUAAUCACCCAUCCCCUAAAGAACUUUUUUUUUUUAUUUAAUGCAGUACGCUGGGUCUCAUGUUUACCUUGACCUCACUAAUGCACUAUUUUAAUUCAUAAUGCAUGGUUGUUUGUUUGUUUUUUUUUUUUUUCGUGUUUUGCUGUUUUCGACCUUGUUUCCCGUCUGUUCCCGAAUAAAUCAAUAGUACAAUUUUUCAUGCUAGGUGCACCUCAUAUCGGCUGUAACUUGUUGUUAGAGUGAGCCUAUGUGGGUAUGAUUUACCAAAGAAGUCAAUAUGAUCGAAAAAUGACGCCCAGUUUAUCAUGAAAUGUUUUAUUUUGACGUGUUGCAUCCUAUUCAUCGUAUGUACAGCCGAGUAAACUCGUAAUUUGCAUCUGCCAUAAACCUAGAUUAAAUAAUAGAUGUCUUGUUGAAUGUCUGAGAGUAUGUUUGGUUAUAUAUGCAAGAGUUGUAUUCGUAUCCGGACACUUGUAAUUGGUUUGUUAGUCCCACUUUGAUCUGUUACUAAGUUAUAACCUACAAUGAGGCAAGACUUUAAAGAUUACCCAUGCCUUGCCAAAUUAAAAUGGCACAAAUUACCUAUGAGGUAGAAAGAAUAGAUUCUUUAGUAUAUUCCUGGUUUCUGUCUGGUAACUGAAGGAAGAGUAGUUGUUUAAAUGACUUUUCCGGGGAGUUUUCUCAUUGGUUUAGACUACUAGUUAAGAAAAUUUUCCACUGACGAAGAAAGCGAACAAACCACGCUCUAUCUCUUACAGCGGCUGGCAAAGCAAACACCGGUAAUAUCUAUUUUUCAAUGAAUCGAGUCAACCUUUUGUAUAUUAACUUUUAGCUAACAGAAUCAUAAUAACAUAAAUUUUCUAAGGAGGGUUGUCAAAAAUGAUUCCUGGGUCACGUAUGGUUAAGUUGACUUCAAACGAUCUCUGUCGAGCAUAAGUGCAAUCACUAUAGAUCUUAAUGUGAUGUGUAGUAAUAAUAGGAUUGAGAAAUGAAUCUAUGUCUAAAAUCCAACAUGGAUGAGACGUGUAGCUCGAAUCUUACGGCUUUCGUGUUAAGGGUAAAAAAAUUAUGCCUAUUAAACCUUGA